This is a messenger RNA of Bufo gargarizans (Asiatic toad), 582 nucleotides long. RefSeq names its product death associated protein like 1 (gene DAPL1). The transcript is spliced from 5 exons. Bases 97 to 501 code for a protein of 134 amino acids. NCBI's taxonomy places the organism in Eukaryota, Metazoa, Chordata, Amphibia, Anura, Bufonidae. Gene Ontology annotation, biological process: apoptotic signaling pathway; negative regulation of autophagy; cellular response to amino acid starvation. The record is from RefSeq and is a predicted model, not a curated record. Gene Ontology annotation, molecular function: death domain binding.
GCGGAAGACCCAGGAGACACCUCCCCCUCCUGUAUAAAAGCCGAGGGCAGAGCUGGAUGGAGCAGUAAACAAAGUGCGACAGAAGCAGCAGAGACCAUGAAAGAGGGCGCUGUGCACGUGUGCGAGCUGAAGGCAGGACACCCUCCUGCAGUUAAAGCUGGGGGAAUGAGAGUCUCCAAGAAACAAGGAAAUGAAGAAAAUGUUACACCAGAGAAGACGGCAAAGAAAAGCUCAUCUGAAAAGCCAAGGUCUUCUGUCCCGGAUGGGAGGUCCCUGCUCACAUGGGGUGCCGUCAUGGGUAUCGAGAGAACCAAUUACCGCUCGGCGGUGAACCUGACCAAGAUGCAAGCCAUGAAUUUCCUUGCUGGAGCUCUAGAGAAGCUCAGCCACGAAUUUCCUGCAGAAGCUGCACAAUUGGCUCACCAGAAGCCCAGACCCACAGUGGAAAAGGUCAUCCUCAACAAAAGACUGCACAUUAUCCAACAGCCGCGCAGAUGUUAGAUUGCCUGAGCUUCUGACAUGAUUACAUUUUGUAUAAAUAUAUUUUGUAUCUGUCAAUAAUAAAGCACUUCAGAUUAUAAA